Echinops telfairi (small Madagascar hedgehog) is the source of this 1629-nucleotide messenger RNA. RefSeq names its product DnaJ heat shock protein family (Hsp40) member B5 (gene DNAJB5). Gene Ontology annotation, molecular function: protein-folding chaperone binding. The record is from RefSeq and is a predicted model, not a curated record. Gene Ontology annotation, biological process: negative regulation of transcription by RNA polymerase II. NCBI's taxonomy places the organism in Eukaryota, Metazoa, Chordata, Mammalia, Afrosoricida, Tenrecidae. Gene Ontology annotation, cellular component: cytosol. The coding region runs from base 389 to 1435 and encodes 348 amino acids. The transcript is spliced from 4 exons.
CAUUGAGUAGGUUCUGGGGAUUGGGGUCGGAUCCUCCCCUGAGAGGAGCUCUCUGCCUCUCGGGCCCUCACAGAGGAUCACACCUGUCACAGGUACACACGCUGCCACUCGCACGCACACGCUCGCACUGCCAGCCUCACUGACACACCGCGCCACACUGUCACUCACAAGCAGCCAGGCACUGCUGCACCUGAAAGCAGGUGGCCGCUGGACCCUGUCCCUUCAUUCCACACCUGGGCAUCAAGUCGGACUCCUGCCGAACCGACAGGCCUUGCGGGGCAAGUGCCUCCGAGACAGAGGAGGUGGCGUCCAGAGCUGCAGAGGUCCAAGCAGGCUCCCGGGGAGCAGCCAGAGAAACAAGGAGACCAGUGCUGGUCAGGUGGCUGUGAUGGGAAAGGAUUACUACAAGAUUCUUGGAAUCCCUUCGGGGGCCAACGAGGAUGAGAUCAAGAAAGCCUACCGGAAGAUGGCCUUGAAGUAUCACCCAGACAAGAACAAAGAGCCCAAUGCUGAGGAGAAGUUCAAGGAGAUUGCAGAGGCCUAUGAUGUGCUGAGUGACCCUAAGAAACGGGGCCUAUAUGACCAGUAUGGGGAGGAAGGCCUGAAGACCGGCGGUGGUACAUCAGGUGGCUCCAGUGGCUCCUUUCACUACACCUUCCACGGGGACCCCCACGCCACCUUUGCCUCCUUCUUUGGUGGCUCCAACCCCUUCGAUAUCUUCUUUGCCAGCAGCCGUUCCACUCGACCUUUCAGCGGCUUUGACCCUGAUGACAUGGAUGUGGAUGAAGAUGAGGACCCAUUUGGUGCCUUCAGCCGCUUUGGCUUCAAUGGGCUGAGUAGGGGUCCACGGCGAGCCCCAGAACCACUCUACCCUCGGCGCAAGGUGCAGGACCCACCCGUGGUGCAUGAACUGAGGGUGUCCCUGGAGGAGAUUUACCACGGCUCCACCAAGCGCAUGAAGAUCACAAGACGGCGCCUCAACCCCGAUGGGCGAACUGUGCGCACCGAGGACAAGAUCCUGCACAUUGUUAUCAAGCGUGGCUGGAAGGAGGGCACCAAGAUCACCUUCCCCAAAGAAGGUGAUGCCACACCUGACAAUAUCCCUGCCGACAUCGUCUUUGUGCUCAAAGAUAAGCCUCAUGCCCACUUCCGCCGAGAUGGCACCAACGUGCUCUACAGUGCCCUGAUCAGCCUCAAAGAGGCGCUAUGUGGCUGCACCGUGAACAUUCCCACCAUCGACGGCCGAGUGAUCCCUUUGCCCUGCAAUGAUGUCAUCAAGCCAGGCACUGUGAAGAGACUCCGUGGGGAGGGGCUUCCUUUCCCUAAGGUGCCCACCCAGCGGGGAGACCUCAUUGUUGAGUUCAAAGUUCGCUUCCCAGACAGAUUAACACCACAGACAAGACAAAUCCUCAAGCAGCACCUGCCCUGUUCCUAGGCUCUGCCCAGCCAGCCCAGAGUCUACCACAGCAAUACCCCCAUCGUCCCACUCAAUGUGCACCCAGUUCAACGUCCACUGGACACUGGCAACUUUUUCUAAAUGCAAAAAAAAAAAAAAAAAGCCACUGGCUUUCAGGAAAAUUAUCCUGUCCCUGAUCCCUUUAAAGCUGGGCUGCCUUGGGGGAGUGGGGA